UACGUGAUUAUUCUAGUUUAUGUUUGUAUGUGAUGCACUUACUCUUUGAUUCCAUUUUCAGGUCCAGACCUAGUAAGAGUGAGUGCUUCUCUCUAAUUAUUAGGAAAAAAUUAAAAGAGGGAAAUAAAAGGUUCUUUUAGAAGAGGGGAACAGAAGGUUCAUUUAGUUGUACCAUUUAUCGAUCCAUCUAGUCAUGGAUCGGAAUAAAGAAGUUUUGUUAAGAAACUCUCAAACCCCCAAUUCAAGAAAAAGGGUGCCACUAAAAAAGCUAAUUGGAAUCGCCCUAACCAUGAACCAUCUUCUGAAAAUGCUCAAGCUUCAGAUACUGUCUAUCAUAUACUUUGUCAAUCAAAAAAAUUGGUAAUGUAAUUGGAAAAGGUGGUAACAUAAUUAAUCCCUAAGAAUGGAAACACAGGCAAAAAUCACAGUUGCUGACUCUAUUCCUGGUUCAGAUGAGAGAAUGAUAAUAAUCUCUAGUUCUUCUAAAAAGCUGGCUGGAAGAACCAAUAGUGACUAUGCAAUAAGAAUCAAGUGACAAGGGAAGAAAAUGAGGGCAUGGAGCCACAUUAUGCUGCCCAAAAUGCUCUUUUGAAGGUCCAUGGCAGGAUUGUUGAGGAAGACUUGGGUGGAGCAGCAGAUGAGAAUUGCGAGGAAAUUGUAGUCACUACAUGUCUCAUUGUUGCAAACAAUUUGGUGGGAUGCCUUUUGUGAAGAAAAGGCGAUGUUAUUCUGAGAUUGUGGAGUGAGACUGGGCCUAGCGUUCGUGUUCUUUCUGCCGAUCAUCUCCCUGCUUGCGCAAUGGCCACUGAUGAAUUAGUUCAAAUACCGAACCGUCAGAAGUCCCCAGGAGAUGAAGAUUCCAACCAACUCCUAUGGUUCGCAUUAGGAAUAGGAGGGUAUAAUGUCAUCAAGGUUGCUGGAAAUAGGCCAAGGUUCCAGGAUCCUCAUUCUAAUGGGUCUGGAUUUGUUGAUGAUAUUUGUGGGUCCUCAGGCCAUUUAAAUAUAGAGAAGAAUGCUUUUCAGGGAUUUGGUUCUUCUGCUGGACGGAGCACCGAUUGGUUGUUCGGAGUACCUAGUCGGGAUCAGAAGUACAGAAGUGUAGCAGACAGGAACGAAUUUAAGAUCUUGCAUUAUAUGAAAGUGCUUUAUGGUAUUGGUGAAAAGUGA
Messenger RNA from Lycium ferocissimum, 1167 nucleotides. RefSeq lists its product as uncharacterized. NCBI's taxonomy places the organism in Eukaryota, Viridiplantae, Streptophyta, Magnoliopsida, Solanales, Solanaceae. The record is from RefSeq and is a predicted model, not a curated record. Bases 799 to 1167 code for a protein of 122 amino acids. The transcript is spliced from 5 exons.